CAAAAGGAAGAAGGAUGAUUUGAUGAGAUUUAAAAUGAUGGAUCCUUCAAUCAGUGGGUAUGGUGCUGAACCAAUAUAUCGUGAUAAAGUAAAAGGAGUACGCAUUUCCAAGGAAGAAUACUUGAAGUCAAAACAGAAAGUAGAAGAAAAGCCAAAGGAGAAGGAAAUAGAAUGGGGCAAGGGCUUGGCUCCGAAGAAGAAAGCUGAGGCUAGGAUGAAGGAACUAGAAACCGAGAAGGACAAGCCUUUUGCACGCAACAGGGACGAUCCAGAACUUGACAACAUGCUCAAGGAUAGAUUAAGAUGGGGUGAUCCUAUGGCACAUUUGGUAAAGAAAAAAUAUCCAGAGCCUGUUCUUCCAGAUUUGGGAGAAGGUGAGAAGAUGAAAGAAUCAGGUUUUGUUGUUCCGCAAGAUAUUUCAGAUCACAGCUGGUUGAAAAGAGGUUUAGAUGCUGCACCAAAUCGCUAUGGGAUAAGGCCGGGACGACAUUGGGAUGGAGUUGAUCGUAGUAAUGGUUUUGAGAAGGAAAUGUUCAAGAGAACAAAUGAGAGGCAAGUUCGGGAUAGAGAAGCUUAUCUUUGGUCUAUCUCUGAUAUGUGA
Arachis stenosperma is the source of this 601-nucleotide messenger RNA. Its product is annotated as pre-mRNA-splicing factor cwf26-like. Lineage: Eukaryota; Viridiplantae; Streptophyta; Magnoliopsida; Fabales; Fabaceae. Bases 23 to 601 code for a protein of 192 amino acids. Gene Ontology annotation, molecular function: RNA binding. The transcript has a single exon. Gene Ontology annotation, biological process: mRNA splicing, via spliceosome. Gene Ontology annotation, cellular component: U2-type spliceosomal complex; RES complex. The record is from RefSeq and is a predicted model, not a curated record.